CAACACCAACACCAUCUCUCACCGCUACAACCUCCACAAUGGCGGCUUUUGUGAAAUCAAUCAAUGCGAAGAUUCGGGCAAACCCCAUGCUCAACUAUGUCUGCUCAACACAUUUCUGGGGUCCGGUAUCGAAUUUCGGUAUCCCGAUUGCGGCGGUAAUGGAUACGCAGAAAAGCCCAGAGUUAAUCUCCGGCAAGAUGACAGGCGCCCUGGUAGUCUACUCUGCAACCUUCAUGCGCUACGCGCUCGCCGUCCAGCCGAAGAACUACCUCCUCUUCCUGUGCCACUUCGUCAACGAGGGCGCGCAGCUCACGCAAGGAUACCGGUACUUGCAGUACCAUAAGAUGGGCGGCAGGGAGGAGACCUUGAAGCAGCAGGCGGAGAGUGGGGUUAAGAGUGCGGUGGGCAAGGUCGAGAGUGAGGUCGGCAAGGCGGUUGAGAAGGCGAAGGAUGCGGUUGGCAAAUAGGGGGUGAAUGAUAAUGGGGGCUAUGAUUGAUGGUUGAUGAGGGUGUGAUUGGGAGAAUGGGGUGAGAGAGGGGAGAGUUUACAUGGUUGGGGGGGGG
Hyaloscypha bicolor E is the source of this 564-nucleotide messenger RNA. Its product is annotated as UPF0041-domain-containing protein. Gene Ontology annotation, biological process: pyruvate import into mitochondria. NCBI's taxonomy places the organism in Eukaryota, Fungi, Ascomycota, Leotiomycetes, Helotiales, Hyaloscyphaceae. The record is from RefSeq and is a predicted model, not a curated record. Bases 39 to 467 code for a protein of 142 amino acids. Gene Ontology annotation, cellular component: mitochondrial inner membrane. The transcript is spliced from 3 exons.